CCGGAACCCAUGUUGUAUCGCCUCCUCGUGAUUCAGGGAAUGUCUUCUGUGCAACACGAAGCUGGCUUCUCUAGGUGCUUUGUAUUAUGGCUGGAGCGGGGCAUGAGAACGUUUUCGUGAACCGGAAGUUUGAGUCGGAAACUGAAAUAGAGGAAAAACGCAAGAAAAGACAAGAGGAAUGGGAGAAAGUUCGUAAACCCGAGGACCCAGAAGAAUGCCCGGAGGAGGUGUAUGACCCUCGAUCUCUGUUUGACCGGCUGCAGGAGCAGAAGGAUAAGAAACAGCAGGAGUACGAGGAGCAGUUCAAAUUCAAAAACAUGGUGAAGUGUCUGGACGAGGAUGAAACGAAUUUCCUGGAUGAGGUUUCCAGGCAACAGAUGCUGGUAGAGAAGCAGCGGAGGGAUGAAGAUCUGAAGGAACUAAAUGAGUACAGAAGCACUCUCUCAAAACUGUCAGCAAACACUGAAACUAGGAAAGAACCAGAGAAGAAAGUGGUGAUUAAACCAGUGGAGAACAAGAACACAUUCUCUCAGGCCAAGCUCCUGGCAGGAGCUGUCAAACGCAGGAGUUCAGACACAUCAGACAGUGUGAAGAAACAGAAAUUAGAAACAAACAAGGACAGCAGCCAUCGAGGGAGUGAGACGGCAGGGAGGUUCUCAGGCGCUGGCUCUGUGGUGCACCGCCCCUCUGUGGCGGUGUGUGUGGGCAUCCUGCCGGGCCUGGGGGCCUACUCGGGAAGCAGCGACUCUGACUCCAGCACAGACAGCGAAGGUACCAUUAUCUCAGCAGGAAGCAUCAUCUCCUCUGUCUUGCACUCUGACCGUUAACCCAGAGAGACCUGCGAAGCGACCCUGUGUGUGUGUUCUGCGAGUCAUGCCGAUGCAAGCAUCUUGGGCUUAGAGUGGUGUUUCUAAUUACCCGUGUGUUCCAUCCAUACAGUUUGACCCACGGCAGAAAACUGAAGAUUUGACAUCAUUGUGGACUCAACCAAGCGGAAGGCAUACCAGGCUCUCAAAUGUCACAUCUUAAAGUUCAGCACAAAUGUCAAGGUUUCUUUAGGUAGAGGGGUUUUUCAAACUCUACAGUGCAUAGAGAGAGCACGAACGGCAAGAUUUUGUUUCAUACACAAAAUAAAUAAACGUUAUGGCUGUAAGUUACGUGGCGAUUUUGAAAGCUGAAAAUAAAUACUUUGAUUUA
This is a messenger RNA of Polyodon spathula (Mississippi paddlefish), 1197 nucleotides long. It is a transcript of the gene psme3ip1, whose product is annotated as proteasome activator subunit 3 interacting protein 1. Gene Ontology annotation, cellular component: nucleus. Lineage: Eukaryota; Metazoa; Chordata; Actinopteri; Acipenseriformes; Polyodontidae. The record is from RefSeq and is a predicted model, not a curated record. The transcript has 7 exons. The coding region runs from base 87 to 827 and encodes 246 amino acids.